AUGGUCGGCAGAGUUCAACCUGAUCGGAAACAGUUUCCACUGGUCCUACUGAGAUUGCUCUGCCUUCUUCCCACAGGACUGCCUGUUCGCAGCGUGGAUUUUAACCGAGGCACGGACAACAUCACCGUGAGGCAGGGGGACACGGCCAUCCUCAGGUGUGUUGUAGAUGAUAAGAACUCGAAGGUGGCUUGGUUGAACCGUUCUGGCAUCAUUUUCGCUGGACAUGACAAGUGGUCUCUGGACCCCCGGGUUGAGCUGGAAAAGCGCCAUUCUCUGGAAUACAGCCUCCGAAUCCAGAAGGUGGAUGUCUAUGAUGAGGGUUCCUAUACUUGCUCAGUUCAGACACAGCAUGAGCCCAAGACCUCCCAAGUUUACUUGAUCGUGCAAGUUCCACCAAAGAUCUCCAACAUUUCCUCGGAUGUCACUGUGAAUGAGGGCAGUAAUGUGACACUGGUCUGCAUGGCAAAUGGCCGUCCUGAACCUGUUAUCACCUGGAGACACCUUACACCAACUGGAAGAGAAUUUGAAGGAGAAGAAGAAUAUCUGGAGAUCCUUGGCAUCACCAGGGAGCAGUCAGGCAAAUAUGAGUGCAAAGCUGCCAAUGAGGUCUCCUCAGCGGAUGUCAAACAAGUCAAGGUCACUGUGAAUUAUCCUCCCACUAUCACAGAAUCCAAGAGCAAUGAAGCCACCACAGGGCGACAAGCUUCACUCAAGUGUGAGGCCUCUGCAGUGCCUGCACCUGACUUUGAGUGGUACCGGGAUGACACCAGGAUAAACAGUGCCAAUGGUCUCGAGAUUAAAAGCACAGAGGGCCAGUCCUCCCUGACGGUGACCAAUGUCACUGAGGAACACUAUGGCAACUAUACCUGCGUGGCUGCCAACAAGCUGGGGGUCACCAAUGCCAGCCUAGUCCUUUUCAAGCGUGUUUUACCCACAAUUCCCCACCCUAUUCAAGAAAUUGGCACCACCGUGCACUUCAAGCAAAAAGGACCUGGGUCGGUGAGAGGAAUCAACGGAUCCAUCAGUCUGGCCGUACCACUGUGGCUGCUGGCAGCAUCUCUGCUCUGCCUUCUCAGCAAAUGUUAAUAGAAUACAAAUUUAAAAAUAAUAAUAAUAAUAAAACCACACAAAAAUGUGUCACACAGGAUACAAAAGAGAGAGAGUGUGCAAGAUUGGGGGAAACAGUUGAUUUCACAACUUUGUGUGUUUAUAAGUGAAGGGGGAAAUAAAAAUUGACCAAGAAAAUACAUUUUAGAAAAAAAAUUAAGUCCAUCAAAAAAAAAAAUUGAGGAUAAUUCAGGGUGGGAAAAGUUCUAAUAGGAUAUGUGUAUAUCUACGCGAAUGUAUGCUGUGUAAAACUACAUCAUGCUAAGGACAUCGGGGUGUUAUAAGAAUGUAGCAAGUAAAAAAGUACCAGAUGGAUAUUAACCACCACUACCACCCUAUCCUUCCUUCCUUCAUCCUUUUUCAUCUGUAGAGGAGGGAGAAGAAAACGGUCUUGCCUUUGGUGUUUAUAUUUCCAUAAUCUUUUAAUUCUGUUUUUCAUUUGAGUCAUUUGAGACUAUCAAUGGAAUCCAAGCUAGAGUCCUGUGUGGAGCCUUUAUCUG
Orycteropus afer afer is the source of this 1607-nucleotide messenger RNA. It is a transcript of the gene LSAMP, whose product is annotated as limbic system associated membrane protein. Lineage: Eukaryota; Metazoa; Chordata; Mammalia; Tubulidentata; Orycteropodidae. The record is from RefSeq and is a predicted model, not a curated record. Gene Ontology annotation, cellular component: neuron projection.